AUGCAGUUGUGUGGCUGUUUGCUGAUCUCCUGCCUGCUCUCCAUCACUCUGCUUCACUGCAGCGACGCCUUCAGACUCCAACAGCAUCCUCAGGUCAGAUCCUACAAACAGCCCAGUAUUAUGGAGACAUGACUUAAGGCUAAAGUCCUAGUCCUGAUAUUUAUUAACCUAACCUUCCUGGGUUUAUUGGUGAUCAUGGUCUUUAAUAAUCCAUAGAUGAGAUCUUUUCACUCCAGUCCACCCUAGAGGAAGAAACAUUUUAGACUUCUGACAGUAAAUUCAUGCACACAUUGUCUUAGAGUAACACUGACUGCUUCCUUGUUAGUUCAUAGACUUUGCACAGGUGCAUUAGGGGAUUUGCAGUUUUAUAGAUGUAAAGUUCUGACCUGCGGCAUGUUUCAGAGUUACUUCAGGACAGCUCCUUCAGGGAUCCAAGAUGAUGCUCCUGAAAUGCACCCCGGUGGUGGUGACCACAGAGACGGUCAGACAGACGAAAAUUACUGAUGUGAGGAGCAAAUGCGGCAUCAAAUCUCUCUGAUUCAGAAAAAAGAUACACAAAACGCAAAAUGCACAGAAACAAUUUUACUGUCAUAAAGCUUAAAAUCUGUUACAGACAAACUGAAUGAAAACUGUUUAAAGAGGGUUAUAUAGGCUACCAUAAAUGUUGAUAAGAAACCUGAGGGGGUAUUUUUUUUAAAUAAAUCUUUGAAUAUUAGUUUUUUUUAAGUGUCUCAUCAUCUCUCAGAAGGAUGCUACAGCUAGCUCACUUGCAGUUGCUGCUUCAUCUCAUCCCUCCCAUAAAGUGUGAUGGUCAGCUUGAAGGACUUCUCACAUUAUUUCCAUUCACUUUUUUUUUUUUCUUAUCAGGACAUCAAAGUUUCAGCUCUCUUUUUUUAAACAGUUAUCAUUAAUGUAGGUACAAUGUGACAGCCCUGAAGACCAAAACCUUACUAAGAUCUGAGUUUCUGCAGUUACCAGCCAGUGUCCAGGAGAGGACUUCUACUUUGAGAUAUUUUACCUGCUUUGAGUAAAGAGUUAAUGGACUCACUUUUGUCCCUUUAUUAAGAUCCCGGCUGUAGAGCUGGACCUCUGUCUGAACUAUCUGCUGCUUCACUCUGUUGUAAGACCUGAGGACCCACUCUUUCUCUGGGCUUUGGCCAAACCUUUUGCAGCACCUGUUGUCCCCUCCUGACGCAGCAGAAUCAGGAUCAGACAGAGCCGCGGCAGAUCAGAUUGUUUCCUAUCAAAUCAUCCCGAGGGCCAAAACAAGCAGCCCCUCCCUCUGCAGGCCCCUGAGCUGAUAUCAGGUGGUGUGACAUCAGAGCGAGCUGUGAUGGGGAGAGCGGCCUGAAGCUGUUUAGUGUUUAGUCUGGACGAAACCUGAUCGUGUGACUGGUCAGAAGCGGCGGGCGGGCAGGAAGUGAGAGACCGCUCGCCGUCAGGGUCAUGAUGUCAGAGAGGAUUCACAACAUGGAGUCUUGACGUCUGAAAACAGCAGACGGGGUGGAGACGGGGAGCAGGGUGGCCUCUCUGUGCUGAGGUCAAUAUUUUCCAUACGGAGACUCCCUUAUAGAAAAUAAAACCAGGAGGAGGAGGAGGAGCCGUGUUGGUCCAACAGGAGAGUCUUCUGACAGUGACUCCAAAUGAGCUCUAUUAGGCCCAGUCUGUAUCCUCAGGGUCUCUCUGGUUUUAAACUGGUCCUCUCCUGGAUUAGUCUAUGUAUCUGGUCCAUGAAGCUUCUUUGGCCUGCAGCUUCAGGGCUGAAUAGAAUAGAAUAGAAUAGAAUAUUCCUCUAUUGAUCCCCCGUGGGGAAAAAUUUUUUGUCACAGCAGCAUCACAGACAAAGUGCAAAAAUGCAGUUAUAAAAAUAAAGAUCGUAUAUUAAGAACUUAAACAAAUGUUCUAAUUAAGAAAAAAAAUAGAACGGGAAAAAGGGAGAAGAAAAAAUAAAACUAUAAACAAUAUACACAAUUUAAGUACCAGAAAAAAAGUGGUGGUGUGAGUCCAGUUUUAUUGCAGUUCGUUGUAAAGUCUUAUUGCAGAAGGGAGGAAUGACCUGCGGUAGUGCUCCGUCUUGCAAAGUGGGAGUCUCAGUCUGCUGCUGAAGGAGCUGCUUAAGGCCCCCACAGUCUGGUGCAGUGGGUGAUAGGGACUGUCCAUGAUCGAUUCAUCCUAUCCACUUACAACUGGAGUUUUUGUCCCUGAUUGGCUCUGGUUGUUUUCCUGAGAGUCUGAAGCAUCAAGAGAAGAUCCUGAAGACAGGGAGCUUUGUGUUCAUGAGGAAGAGGAUUUUUAAGCCACAAUCAGCUGAUCAGUCCUUCUCUGCAAACACUAGACUAGUCAUUUUAGUCAUCUUAAUCCACCUCCACCUCAGUCUGUUUAGGGACUUGGGACUUAGAGGUACUAAUCUUUACAUUUCAGACUUUUUUUCUCACGAUUUUGGACUUAUUUAUUUAUUUAUUUAUUUCAAACUGUAUUUUCAUAAUUUAUUGAAAUCAUUCUUGUUAACUUCUGACUUUAUUCUUUUAAAUUGACAGCUUUAAUCUCACAAAUGCUGACUUUUUUCUUAUAAAUGUUUAAAGUCUGAUCAGUGACUUAUUGACUUAUUUCACAUAUAUUUUAUUUUUUUUAAUUCAGUAACUGUGGGAUUUUAAUUAGAUUAAAAUCAUUUUUUUCUAAUAAUUAACUCUCAAAAUAUUAAUCUCUGUCCAUGUAAAUGGAAAACUUGAAUCUCUUGAAUUUCUGGCUUAACUCUCAAUACUGUAUUUUGAAUCUUAUUUUAAAUCUUAUUUACUAUUAAUUAAACUCUCAUAAAUUUCAGACUGGUCUCAUAAAUUUGAAGCUUUAAUAUAAAGCUUUAAUUCUAUAGAUUUGUUUUAUUUACUCUCAUAAUUUAAAAAAAAAUUACCUUUAAUUUCUGCCAGCUGUGACUAAUUUUGUAAGUUUCUGGCUUCAUCCUCAUAAAUUUGACAUAAAUCUGUUAUGUUUGUUAUUGAACUGUAUAUUGAACUUCAGACUUCUACAUUUGUGACUCAAUUCUCCUGAAUUUACAACUUAAUUCUUUAAGUUAAUGACUCAAAUCUUGUAAUUUUUCCAGUUUUAUUCUCAUAAAUUUAGCACUUUAUUUUCAUGUUGUAGACUAAAUUUUCAGACCUUUUCCAAUUAAAGGCAUGAUUGACGAUCUGAGAAGCAGUAAAAAAAAACUGAACCAUUGAGGCAAAUUUGAAAAAAGAACAUCCCACCCCCCACACACAAACCUCUCCCCUCUGUGCUCCAUGAUAACUUCCCCCUGAACCUGUAUCGCCCUCCCCACAGCACAUCCCAUCUGGUAGAGCAAGAAACCUGUCGGCAGAAGGUCCUACGCUAGCUUCAAAUAGGAUUCACCAUGUCGGAUUGCUGGUGACUAGCGGCAGUAAACGCCAGCUCUGCUAGCAAGCACCGUUUGCAGCUGCCUGGACAGCUGCCGUGUUGACAUUGCAGAGACUAAUAAGAGUUAUUGAUGUAACAUGUGCCACGAUAAAAGGCAAAAAUGACCUGUUCAACAAAAACUGCUGUCUCUGUGUCUGUUAUAAGGCCCAAAUCCUGGGGGAGCUUUCUCACUUGAAGGAUGGCCCGAUGUUUAUUCGAGUUAGAUUCCUCACUUGGUCACAUUUCCUCUUCGUCUCUGCCCUUUCUUGUGUCGGCUUGUGUUUUCUUAGCACUUUUGGCGGUGGGGCAAGCAGAACAGUUUUUUUUUUUUUUUUUUUGCGUCCCUCUCUUUCACAGCUCCUGUAGCUAAGCUGCUACGCUACUCUUAGCCGCUCAGAGUUCCGAAGGGGGGCUCUCUAAUCGUCAACCAUGCCUUUAUGUUGAAAUGUUGUUAAUAUUUGACUCUGUUUUAUAAAUGUUGGACUUUAUUUUUAUAUCUACACUUAAAAUUCAGUACAUUUCUGACUUGUCUUGUAUUUUCACAACUAAAAUCUCAAAAACUUUUAACUUCAUUUUCAUAAAUUUUAUUAUAUAUAAUAUAAAUUUAAAACUGGUUUCUUGACAGUGUUGCACUCUAUUUUUGUCUGUGACUUUAAUUUUGUUCAAUUCUGAGUUUAUUCUUUGAAAUUUGUGACUCUGUUCUCAUGUAGUCAUCUGGUGUUAAGAGGAAUCAUCAGCUGAUUCUGCUGAACCAAACAGAUCCCUUUCUAACUUUUUUAUAAUUUUUUUCUGGGAAAAAAAAAAACAGGAUAUUUAAGUGGACUCUCUUUAGUUGGGUCCAGGUGUCCCAGGCUUCAUCCUGUAGCCUUAACAACCAGUUUCAUGGCUAUAAGGACGAAGAAAUCUGCUUGACUGAUGAAUUCGCCCUUAAAUAUUAAGGCCCAUCCUCCAUCUGUCCUAUUUCUGUGUCUCAGCAUGUAGACCGGCUCUUGUCCAGGUCUCCGGCAGCUUUUCGGCCUCGUUCCAGAGGAGUAAAGGCUGGGGAGGAGCUAACAGCGAAGCUGCUCCGACUGGAUGACCUGGUGAGGAUGGAGAAUGAUGUCAUGGAGCCAAAGAGGAAGAGGAGUUUCCCUGGGAACAACGCCCCGUUGGACCGCCUGUCAGUGAGCUCCAUGGAAACCAAACAGGCAACAAACAAGCAGAGGUGGGACAACAAACAGACUGGGGGGACUAAUACUAAUGAUGAACAUGGAAUAAACGGCAGUUUAACAGUAGGCUAUGAAUAAACAGAAAAGACGAGCUUUGGUUAAAACAGUGGGGCUCAAAAUACAAAGUGUUCAAUCAUCUCUCAGAGGGCUGCUUCAGCUAGUUAGCAGACUGUUUGCUGCUUCUUCUUCAUCUGUCCUCUGUGUUAUGAUGUGUUGCAACCAACCCAUUGUUGAGCCGCUGUAUUAUCAUUUCUUUAUUCUUAGUAAACUACCAAUAUUAAAUUAUUUAAAAGUCAGUUAUUGUUGAUACCUGUAUACUGAGACAGUCCUGCUGUUAAAGGGAUAUUCUGGUGUAAAAUUAAAUUAGGGUUGGACACACCGUUACACCAAGUUAGACACCCUCUUGAGAGAUAAUUGUUGCAGACUGCUUGCUUCUCUAGUUAUACCAACUUUAGUAAUGACUGCAUGAUAGCAGAGCCACGUGCACAUCUCAACCAAAAAGCCACUCUAUAGCCACAAAAAAAAACUCAGAACAGCACUUAACUUCGUUAAUAUUUUAAGCUUUGCCUGAUUUCUUUAGCAAAGAGACUACACAACUCACCCACUCUCUUCCAGCAGCCACUUGUUUUAGGAAAUUAGGCAAAGCUAAAAAAUUUGAUGGCUAGUCCUAUGGCUGGGACCCUAUAUGUACUGUUGAUGAAGUUAGGUGCUGUUCUGAGCAUUAUUUGUGACUACAGAGUGGCUUUUUGGUUCAGGUGUGCAUGUGGCACACCGUAAACCGCUGUGUAUUGCUAUCGUGUGGUUGUAACUUAAGUUGGUAAAACUAGAGAAGCAAGCAGACUGCAACAUUUAUCUCUCGAGGGGGUGUCUAACUCGUUGUUACGGUGUGUUUGACCCUAACUUAAUUUUAUGCCAGAAUAUCUUCUCAUUUUCUAUCUCUGUUUGCAGUAAAGUUGUUGAGUUGCCACGACGACGAGCCAACCCCCCUCCCAUCGACAGGAUUGGGAUGAGUCGUCUACCAAACAGCCGAGGAUAG
Molecule: messenger RNA, 5652 nt
Organism: Xyrichtys novacula (pearly razorfish)
Lineage: Eukaryota; Metazoa; Chordata; Actinopteri; Labriformes; Labridae
Source: the annotation of a GenBank genome assembly